CUUGGAGCAUUAGCUAGAUCUAAUCACAAAGGCAUAUUGAGCAAACGAAAAUCGCAAGGGGAUCAGAAAACUGAAAUCUACAACUAUGGUAAGCGGUCUUACUGCCUGUGAUUGAAGAAUCUGUUACCAACUGUCCAACAUGCCUGGUGCCCUCUAAUCACUGAAGCUCUGUGGUGAACUCUAGCUUGGCAUAGUGCCCUCUUUACAAACUCUUUGCAGGAUGGAAACUGAAGCAGAGGUGAUCCCCAUUUGGCAGAAUAAACCUCAUGGAUCAACUCGUAGUGUGGUGAGAAGGAUCGGCUCCACGCUGCCCUUAAAGCCAUGCCCCCGGGCCUGUUUCCAGGAGCUACCUGGCCUCCCGCCACGGCAGCCCAUGGAUGGCCCAAUGGUUCCCACAUUGGCAGAUAUUGCCUGGAUUGCUGCGGAUGAGGAGGAGACCUACGCCCGAGUUAGGAGUGACACACGGCCCUUUAGGCACGAGUGGAGGCCAACACCCCUCUUAGUAUUGCACAGAAACUCAUCCGUGCCCAACUUCCGUCGUGAAGGCAAGAGAGUGGAGGGCCUGAAGAAACCAGGGUUGACUGCACUGAACCGCACCACCGCCCUGCAGGAUGAGCUUAGCAGACUGAGGGCCCAGAUCGCCAAAAUCAUCUCAGCAGAUUCAGGUUCAAACCCCUUGACCCCUGACAUUUUAUCUCCGGAUGACACCACCGUGGAUUUCUCCAUGGCCCACUUUGAAAUGGCAGCUUAUCAGCAUGCGCCUGUUACCGCCUCCUUCGUCAUCAGCGAUGUGACUGAGGAGGAGGAAGAAGUAGAGGAAGACGAAGAGGAGGAAGUAUCGGAGUUAGCGCCUGAUCCUGUACCACCAGUUUCCAUGACCGCUUCUGCGACUUUUGACCUGGACCGUCCCAGCAUGGACUUCCGGGAGGCAGAAGAGGACACGGUGUCACUGUCAAAGUCCACCAGUUUUGCAGACGUCACAGACAUCCUUAGAGACAUGAAUCGCAUGAAGAUGAGCAAAGACAGGUAUAACCGUGGUUGCACCUCUCUGAGGGAGGAAGAUUCUGCUUCACUCAUCUCUGAAGCUCUGAGAAAGAAGUUUACUCUGAAAGCCGAGGACAUUGGAAGCGUAAAGAAGUAGUCGUCUGUGUAUCACCCACCAGACCCAUUUUUCCGUGCCUGUGCCCGUGGACCGUGUGGCCAAGGAGAUCCAAUUAUUCCCCAUCCGCAGCAACAGCAACAGUACCCCAGAGAUCUAUUCCACCCGCUCACACAAGGCCACCCAGCACUGUCUAGGCUCAAAGGAAGAGGAAUGGCUCUCCUGCUUGCCUGGUGCACUCUAUGGAUACCCAUGUGCUCUUCACGUUUCCUUUAUCAGCAUCAGCAAUCAAUAUGACUGAGUGUAUGCAUGAGUGUAUGUCUGAAUUUAUGUUUUUCCAUUAGUUUUCAUGCUGCCAACAGUUAAAUGAAUGAUAGGUCAGUGUUAUUUUAUUCAUAUUGCAGUGUCCCCUUUCCAUCUCAAUUAAUGCCUUGCUCUUUCAGUUUUCUUCUUUUCGUGGUCUGAGUAGGAUGACCAUAGUAUCAAGGAGCCUGUAAGAUCUCUUCUGUUUCUCUAGUACUCCAUGUGCUCCCGCCCCUCUCGAG
Messenger RNA from Chanos chanos (milkfish), 1644 nucleotides. RefSeq names its product mitochondrial fission regulator 1-like (gene mtfr1l). The transcript has 8 exons. Lineage: Eukaryota; Metazoa; Chordata; Actinopteri; Gonorynchiformes; Chanidae. The coding region runs from base 221 to 1141 and encodes 306 amino acids. Gene Ontology annotation, biological process: mitochondrial fission; aerobic respiration. Gene Ontology annotation, cellular component: mitochondrion. The record is from RefSeq and is a predicted model, not a curated record.